Molecule: messenger RNA, 1414 nt
Organism: Oncorhynchus gorbuscha (pink salmon)
Lineage: Eukaryota; Metazoa; Chordata; Actinopteri; Salmoniformes; Salmonidae
Product: transcriptional regulator ATRX-like
Cellular component (GO): nucleus
Molecular function (GO): ATP hydrolysis activity; ATP-dependent chromatin remodeler activity; ATP binding
Source: RefSeq, a predicted model, not a curated record
AGCGGGUCAGGAGAGGACGGCUCGGCGAAGGAGGAUGGAGACACUCUAAAGGACAGAGGAAGAAGAUCAGAAAAAUCCUCAAGGACGACAAGCUGAGGAUGGAAACGAGGGAUGCCCUGAAGGAGGAGGAGGAGAGGAGACGCAUCGCUGAGAGGGAGCAGCUCAGGGAGAAACUCAGAGAGGUACUCGUGGUGGAGGAGGCGUCCGCCGUGGCUUGUCCAAUCACAACCAAGCUGGUGCUGGAUGAAGACGAGGAGACCAAGGAGCCCAUGGUGCAGGUUCACCGCAAUCUGGUCACUAAGCUCAAACCACACCAGGUCGACGGGGUCCAGUUCAUGUGGGACUGCUGUUGUGAGUCGGUGAAGAAAACCAACAAGAACUCUGGUUCUGGAUGUAUCCUGGCUCACUGUAUGGGUCUGGGAAAAACACUGCAGGUGGUAACCCUCCUCCACACACUACUGCUGUGUGAAAAGUUAGACUUCUCCACGGCUCUGAUCGUCUGUCCUCUCAACACCGUUCUCAACUGGCUCAAUGAGUUUGAGAAGUGGCAGUACGGCUUCAAGGACGAGGAGAGUUUAGAGGUGACGGAGCUGGCCACGGUGAAGCGUCCUCAGGAGAGAGCGUCUGCUCUGCAGCAGUGGCAGGAGGAUGGAGGAAUCAUGAUCAUUGGCUAUGAGAUGUACCGUAACCUCACUCAGGGUAGAAACAUCAAGAGCAAGAAACUCAAAGAGACCUUCCAGAAGACCCUGGUUGACCCAGGCCCAGAUUUUGUGAUCUGUGAUGAGGGCCACAUCUUGAAGAACGAGGUGUCGGCCAUCUCUAAAGCCAUGAAUUCCAUCAACCGACGGAGAGUGGUGCUCACCGGCACUCCACUGCAGAACAACCUCAUAGAGUACCACUGCAUGGUGAACUUCAUCAAGGAGAACCUGCUGGGGUCAGUGAAGGAGUUCAGGAACCGCUUCGUCAACCCCAUCCAGAACGGGCAGGCAGCGGACUCCACAGACCAGGAUGUACGCAUCAUGAAGAAGAGGGCCCACAUCCUCUACGAGAUGCUCAAUGGAUGUGUUCAGAGAAGAGACUACUCUGCCCUGACCAAGUUCCUGCCUCCUAAACAUGAGUACGUUGUGUGCGUCAGAGUCACGCCCAUCCAGUGUACUCUAUACCGACACUACCUGGAGCACUUAACAGGUACGGGGAACGUGGUGGAGGGGGGUCGGGGUCGUGCCGGCACCAAACUCUUCCAGGACUUCCAGAUGCUCAGCAGAAUCUGGACCCAUCCCUGGUGCCUGCAGCUGGACUACAUCAGCAAGGAAAACAAGGGGUACUUUGACGAGGACAGCAUGGAGGAGUUCAUCGCCUCGGAGACCGAGGAAUCUUCUUUAAGCAUGACCUCUGAGGACGAGAAACAGAAAAA